Molecule: messenger RNA, 411 nt
Organism: Penicillium longicatenatum
Lineage: Eukaryota; Fungi; Ascomycota; Eurotiomycetes; Eurotiales; Aspergillaceae
Exons: 1
Coding region: 1-411 (136 amino acids)
Source: RefSeq, a predicted model, not a curated record
AUGACCUUCCCGUCUGCGGCCCCCGCUCGCCACCGCCGCCGUCCAACCCACCAAGGCCACCCAGCCAACUGGCCCGCCCUCCCCCCCUCUGCCGGCGCUCCCCCCGAAGGGGAGCCCCUGUGGCACCACCGUGCAACCCGCGGGCUGCCUGGCGUGGGCUGUCCCCCCGGGGCGAGGUUCUCGACCACCUCACGCGGGCAGGCGGAGUGCACAAUGGGCCCCGAGACACCGCCAUGCCGCCGCAGAGCCCCUGCCGAAACUCUGCGUGCAUGCCAGCCUGCCGCGGCUCCCAUUGCGCCCCUGCCCCCCGUGCGAGACCGUCGAGCCCCCUGCCCGGUCCGUCUAGCCCAGUCUUGCCUCUCUACAUACCCUCCGACCCAUUUUGAGUGCGAGAUGGCGAAUGUGAUGUGA